CACUGAAAAAUAGUUGUGUAGAAUACAAGAUGGCGACAAACAUCGAAUUAUAAUUUUGGCCGAAUUUUAAUCAUUUUUGGUUAACAAAGUACAAGUGUACUAAAAUUAAUCGCUUUUAUUAGCAAAUAACUAAAUUUCAUGCUGCAUGGAACUAUCAACACAUAUAUUUCCAUUCGUAAUUGCAAGAAAAAUGCUACAAUGCCUAUCAUGUCACCUUGUUACGCAAAGAAAAUUUCAUUUGAACUAAAUUUUCGUUAACGUUAAUGGCAACAAAAAUUUCAUUUAGGAUACCUCUAUGGAUUUCUUUACGAACAUUUCGCCAGAGGUGCAUACUGCGCUAAAUGCGAAACAGCCAACUUUGAAUCCCAUUGCUCGCCCAUCGCCCCUUCUACUCUCGGCUAGAACUCUGCAAAUGGACAUGAGCAAAAGUGCUGCUAGCUCUAUCAUAUCAUCGAAUUUAACACGUGAAAGUAAUUCCUCCAUAAUGCGUGAUCAAAGGCGUCGUCAAUCUUCGGUUAAUGCUGUAUCCUGGAAUGACACCAUUUCCAUACAACAUUCUAGCAAUGCUCCCAGAACCUCAACAACGGCUGAGGAAAGCCAAUGUGUUACCAUGCGCCAACAAUUGUUGCAUAGACGCCAUCAAAGUUUAGGCAAUGCCAAGUAUACCAUAGAUGAUCAACGUUCCUCACAGAAAUCCCAAAACGAUGAGGCUCCAAAACGCCGUCGCUCUAGCAAUUUGUGGUGGGCCCAAGAGGAGGCCAUGAGGAGCAAUGCACGCCGCCCCUAUAGUUGGGGUCCCGUGGGUACGGAUAUUUUUGCUACGGACUCUACCUCGUUAAUGUACCAGACUGCUGCCUACAUGUGUGACCUGCGCUUGCUGCAUGGACAAUGUAUUUUAUGGAAUUUCUUUUGAAAAAUAUGUCUUGUUUCAUACUCUUUUUCCAAGCAAUAUAUUUUUUCUAUUCAAAUUAGCAAAAACAAAAAAUGUACAAACAAAAUAAAUGCUUUCGAUGAAACCAGAAAUAAAGACACCCCUUUUUUAA
Molecule: messenger RNA, 1043 nt
Organism: Stomoxys calcitrans (stable fly)
Lineage: Eukaryota; Metazoa; Arthropoda; Insecta; Diptera; Muscidae
Exons: 2
Coding region: 296-913 (205 amino acids)
Source: RefSeq, a predicted model, not a curated record